Molecule: messenger RNA, 1038 nt
Organism: Penicillium coprophilum
Lineage: Eukaryota; Fungi; Ascomycota; Eurotiomycetes; Eurotiales; Aspergillaceae
Product: EBP2 family rRNA-processing protein
Exons: 3
Coding region: 1-1038 (345 amino acids)
Biological process (GO): ribosomal large subunit biogenesis; rRNA processing
Cellular component (GO): nucleolus; preribosome, large subunit precursor; nuclear periphery
Source: RefSeq, a predicted model, not a curated record
AUGGUCAAACGAAGCAAGUUGCUCCAGGCCCUCGAUGCCCACAAGGGCCCGGAAGAAAUUGAUCAAGAGCGCGGAAAAAAGAAGGCCCAGAAGGCUUCUGCUGUCCCCGAAGACAAGGUCGUGGAGGAUGAGAAGAAGGAGGAAGAGGAGGUUGCCAGCUCUGAUGCCGAAGAGGAAGAAGAGGAAGAAGAGGAAGAGGUCGACCAGGACGAGGAGAUGGAAGAUGAGGAGGAAGAGGAAGAAGACAUCCCGCUCUCCGAUCUCGAUGAAGACGAGCGUGAGGAUGUCGUUCCCCACCAACGUUUGACAAUCAACAACUCUGCCGCUAUCCUCUCCGCCCUCAAGCGCAUCUCUUUCAUCGGCCCCCAGACCCCAUUCUCAGAGCACAACUCCCUAGUCUCGAAAGAGCCGAUCGAGAUCGAAGACGUCAAUGACGACCUGAACCGUGAAUUGGCCUUCUACAAGGUUUGCCAGGUUGCUGCUACCCAGGCCCGCGGUCUGCUGAAGAAGGAAGGUGUUCCCUUCACUCGGCCGGGUGAUUACUUCGCCGAGAUGGUGAAGAACGACGAGCACAUGGCCUUGAUCAAGAAGAAGCUUUACGAAGAGGCUGCUAGCAAGAAGGCUUCCGCUGAGGCGCGCCGCCAGCGUGAUCUUAAGAAGUUCGGCAAGCAGGUUCAGAACUCCAAGCUGCAGCAGAGACACAAGGAGAAGCGCGAGUUGUUGGAUAAGAUCAACACCCUCAAGAAGAAGCGCAAGGCUGAUGGCUCUGCUCCUACCGACGACUCCAAUGAUAUGUUCGACAUUGCCAUUGACGAGGCUACCCAACCCGACAAGAAGCGUAGCCGUGGUGAUGGCCCCGGUGGCAACAAGCGCCAGAAGAAGGACGCCAAGUUCGGAUUCGGAGGCAAGAAGCGCCAUGCUAAGAGCGGUGAUGCCAUGUCCAGUGGUGAUCUGAGCAACUUCUCCGCUAAGAAGAUGAAGGGUGGCGCAAAGCGACCCGGCAAGAGCAAGAGAGCCCAAGCCAAGGGACGCAACUAA